Molecule: messenger RNA, 2338 nt
Organism: Megalobrama amblycephala (Wuchang bream)
Lineage: Eukaryota; Metazoa; Chordata; Actinopteri; Cypriniformes; Xenocyprididae
Gene: cnga4
Product: cyclic nucleotide gated channel subunit alpha 4
Exons: 9
Coding region: 282-2183 (633 amino acids)
Biological process (GO): monoatomic cation transmembrane transport
Cellular component (GO): intracellular cyclic nucleotide activated cation channel complex; plasma membrane
Molecular function (GO): protein-containing complex binding; intracellularly cAMP-activated cation channel activity; intracellularly cGMP-activated cation channel activity
Source: RefSeq, a predicted model, not a curated record
CUUAAACAGCGAAUCUGAGAUUUGUCAACCUCUCCCUUCGUCCCGCAGCCAUCUUUCUCCUCAGAUUGCACGGACACACCCACGCGCACGGGACGCUGUGACGUUACAUUGGAGGGUGGAGGCCAAGGCGAGAGUUACCCUAUUCCUCUCUCUAGAGUUUUUAGAAAUCACACAGAUUGCUGAGCCAGGAGGAAACUGCUUACCUGGUUCCUCUGGAGAAAUGUUGUCAUGGCAAUGAGCAUCAUGUACCUGUGUUAUAUGGGCUUUUGGCACGGCAGCGCAUGAACAAGAAUGCUGAUGAGGAAGAGAAUAAGGGAGAAGAAUCAAAUAAGAAGAAAGAGGAGACUCCAAAAAUAAACUGGAAGGAAUGGAUAAUUGAUCCAUCUGAAGAGUUUUACUACACAUGGUUGCAAAUUAUGAUACUCCCUAUCUGCUACAACUGGGUCAUCAUAAUAUGCAGGACAUGUUUCUAUGCAAUUGAAGAGACAUAUUUGGCAGCAUGGCUCACCUUGGAUUAUAUCUGUGACUUGAUCUUUGUGCUUGACACAGUUAUUGGGUUUCGCACAGGUUUUCUUGAGCAGGGUAUCAUGGUGCGAGACUUGUCCCGUUUGAAAACGCGUUACAUACGCUCCUCUCGAUUCACAUGGGACAUUGCCUCUCUGUUGCCCACUGAUCUGCUCUAUCUGAAACUGGGGAUACACACACCUCUAGUCCGGGUCAACCGCUUCCUGCGCACGGGCCGUUUGAACGAGGCCUUGGACCGCAUGGAAACGCGAACAUCCUAUCCGAACACCUUCCGCGUUGCCAAACUCAUGCUGUAUAUCUUCGUGCUCAUCCACUGGAAUGCCUGCAUCUACUUCUCCCUGUCUAAUUACAUAGGCUUUGGUGCGGAUCCCUGGGUCUAUCCUAACAUCUCCGACCCGGACUUUGCUUCCACGAGACGCCAGUACUUCUACUGCUUCUGGUUUUCCACUCUCAUCCUCACCACAGUGGGUGACACACCGACACCCGAACGUGAAGAAGAAUAUCUCUUCCUGAUCGCAGACAUGUUGAUCGCCGUGCUGGUGUUUGCAUCUGUUGUGGGGAGCAUGGGGGACGUGAUAUCAAGCUUACGUGAUCGUGACAAUGUGUUUUUUCCCAAUCACGAGCUGGUGAAGGGUUAUCUGCGCAGCCGGCGCAUCAGCAAAGAACUGCAGAAACGCGUCAACGACUGGUACCAGCAUCUGCACAUCAACAAAAAGAUCACACGGGAAAACGAGAUUCUUCAACAUCUUCCAAUCACACUUCAGACAGCAACCGCCGUGAGCGUGCAUCUGCCCACUCUGUCUAAAGUCACCAUCUUUCAGAACUGUGAGAAAAGUCUGUUGGAGCAGCUGGUACUUAAACUCACCCCACAGGUGUAUAGCCCGGGAGAGUACGUAUGCAAGAAGGGUGAUGUAGGUCAUGAGAUGUACAUCAUUAAAGAGGGGAAGCUGGCAGUGGUUGCAGAUGAUGGAGUCACUCAGUUUGCUGUUCUGGGGGAUGGAAACUUCUUUGGAGAAAUCAGUAUCCUGAAUAUCAAAGGUAACAAAUCAGGAAACAGACGAACAGCCAACAUUCGCAGCAUUGGUUACUCGGAUCUGUUCAGCCUAUCGAAAGAGGACCUUACUGAAACACUUCUUGAGUACCCUGCUGCCAAGCGCCUGUUGGAGGAGAAGGGUCGUCAGAUCCUGACAAAGAUGGGGAUGCUGGAAGAGACAGAUGAAGGGGAGGGAGCGGUGGAGAAAACAGAGGACAAGGUUAACCGUUUAGAGGCCUGCCUAGAGACGCUGCAGACCAAACUGGCUCGGCUGAUCGCUGAACUGGAGUCUAGUGCCCGCAAAAUGAUGCAAAGAGUGGAACAAUUGGAACUGCAGACAGAAGGAUGGGAAGGCAUCGUGGCCGAGGGUGCACAGGGAGAAAUAGAAGAGCAGGAAAAGGUAAAAGAGAGGGAGGUUGGGGAUGGGAAAGGAGAAGGAGAGAAGGAAGAUGAAGAGGAGCCAGUGGUUGAAGGAGAGAGAGGAGAGGGUGAUGGAGGAGAGGAGAGCCUGGGAGAAAAGAAGAAUGUAAAAGAAAAUGAAAUAAGUGAAAAGGAGAAAGAAGAGACAGAGGAAGAGCUAAUAAAAACAGAAACACAUCAGGAUCAGAAAAGAGAUGAAAAGUAGGUAGAAAAUAUAUGUAAAAUAUACACUACCAUUCAAAAGUUUGGGGUCAGUAAGAUUUAAAAAAAAUAUUCAGUAAGGAUGCUUAAAAAGUGACAAUAAAGACUUUUAUAAUGUUACUUUUUUUUACUUCAAAUAAAUGCUGUUCUUUCAUCAAA